Messenger RNA from Prorocentrum cordatum, 1730 nucleotides. NCBI's taxonomy places the organism in Eukaryota, Dinophyceae, Prorocentrales, Prorocentraceae. The record is from the annotation of a GenBank genome assembly.
AUGAAGACAUUAGGCGUCACAUUGGAGCUCGCAGGGAAAACGAAUCAAAUCCUGGCAGACACGGACGCCCAAGUCAGCAAUCAGAAGUUGCAGUAUUUUACGGAAAAGCCAAUCAUCAAAUUUGACGCUCCUGUGUUCAACGAAAUUGCGGACUUACCCAUGUACGCAUUUCCACCAUCGAACGUUAGUCAGAGAAACAAAUGGGCGCUUGAUUGCGUGCUCGAAUGGAACGGGUCGUCUAACGACAAUGAUCUUACAGCUGUAAAGACUUCGGCAAAUAAUUUCAACGGAAGCACUGAUUGGAGUGACCAUUGGGACGGCAAGUACAAUGACCAUGUGAAAGGAUUGAUAGCGAAAGAGAUGGAGACGGGCAACUACCAAAACUUACCACAACCGUUCGGCCCGUCGAGCUCGUGGCAAGUGGCGUACACAAUGCAACUUGCAAUUGUGCCCGCCGGCGAUAAGUGGCACAUUGUCAAACACCUCAUUUUCGACGAGUUACAGAAGCUUGUGAAAGUGGAAGCAGAACUCGCGCGUGGCUCUGUAUACUGCCAUUCGUGGUGGUCUCACAACCCUUAUAACACGAAAAAGAUAUUCCAGAAAAUCUUCGAAGGGCUUGGUGGGUUCCAGGUUCGGCACGGCAAAUGGGCAGGAGAUAGCGACGAGAAGAAGCCUGUUGAUUUCAGCAAAAUCGCAGCCGGCUGUGCGUUUAUGCGAAAGAUGAGGCCGUCCUCAAACAACGAAGGGCAAUUCGCAGAGUGGGUGGACAUCUGGACCAAGAAGCCAGAGAGCCCAAUCUUGGAUUGGUCAGAAGCAGAGUGCAGAUCGUUUUUGGAAUGUUGUGCGAGAGGCGUGUCCACGGCCAGGACGAUUGACUUCAAUUUCACCACUUACAAGGAUUUGAAACCGUGUUUCUUGGACUUGGUGCUGAAAGAUAAGAUUGCGACGCAUACAGAGCAUGGAAUUCUAUGGGUCGGAAUUUCGGAACGCGGUAAAAGCUUGCGUUCAAGGACGCACGGUUUCAUGGUGUCCAAUCAUUGGAUAGCGACAGAGAAAAGGGAUGACAUGCAACCUGCUGUGGCGACGGCCAAAUUUAUUGAUAUGUUCAGAGGCGAAAGAAACACCGUGUUCAAACCGUGUAUAUUUGAUGACGGAAAGUUCUAUCAGCUCGGCGCCGACGUUGUGAAAGCUUUGUUGUACCCCGCGGAGGUAGACGCCCUCCUAUACGCCAGAUGGGGUGGAUCUGGAUUCGACAUGUAUUCGUGCCGCCAGGCAGUAAGUCAACAAUUCGACAGCAAAUUGGCCAAGAAAUUUGCACGGAAAGAUAAGAUCUCCGACAAGGAUUGGCAGAAGCUUAUUAUGCCGUCAAUUGAUAAAGAAGCAGACGAAGAGGACUGGGUAGCAUUCAGGCGUCGUUUCCACACCAUCGUCGUCACUCGCGACGGCAUCAUCCACCGCAAUGCUACCAAGGAGUUAGUGGACGUCCCCGUUAUCCAUUGGUCGGACGGCGAAGAGAUGGAUAUAUUCAAACCGGAGGACGUGCAAGAGAUGCAGCGCAUUCUAGCAAUGAAGGCAGAGCCUCACAACGGAUGCGAGUUUGACCUGACUGCUGAUACGCCCGAGAGGAAGCGUCACAAGGCAGAGGAACUAGAGUGUCCUGGCGCACCCAAGAAAGAGAAGAACACGGCCGAGGCAGAGCUAGCCGACGAAGACGCGGACAUGGAGAGAGC